AUGACAAAGGAGGGGGAACAUCCGUUUGCAAAACAAAAACUAACGGAUGCGUUGAACGCAUCCGUCACCUCUCCCACAGGUGCACUACAAUGUCAUGAUGAUGAAGCACAAAAUGCUCAGAAGCCAAAAGCAAUGGGUGUUCAAAGUCAUGUACGAAUUCCACCAACAAAGAAGACUAAAACUUGGUUGUCUCCGGCCAAGAGGAGAAAGAAAGUGAACCCAAGGAUUGCCCAUUUCAAACAAAAUCAGCGGGCUGUUGAUGACAUAAGCAAAAAGGCAUUCAAUCCUUUGGAUGACUGUGUGAUCUGCCAUGCAAAAGAAAUCGAUCUACGUGUUCCACAUCGACCCCAUGACGUCCGUUGCCCAGGGCUUUUGAAAAAUAGUCAAGGAGAAAGGAAGUAUGAAAAAGAUCUUAGGAACUACUUCAAUGCCCCAAUGGAAAAUCCAGAGAAGGAAGAAGAGCUUACUGGAGGUGGGACCCCAAGUGUGCAAUUGUACUAUUCUGGGCCGACUAUGACAAGAAGAAGGAAGGCUCUCGCUGCUGGAAAACUUCCUGCACAGGCUCAAGCCACCACAGUUCAAAAAUGGGAAAGCAUCUGA
Cylindrotheca closterium is the source of this 600-nucleotide messenger RNA. Lineage: Eukaryota; Bacillariophyta; Bacillariophyceae; Bacillariales; Bacillariaceae. The record is from the annotation of a GenBank genome assembly.